Ilex paraguariensis (yerba mate) is the source of this 1707-nucleotide messenger RNA. Lineage: Eukaryota; Viridiplantae; Streptophyta; Magnoliopsida; Aquifoliales; Aquifoliaceae. The record is from the annotation of a GenBank genome assembly.
AUGGCCGGAGGUGGCGGAGGAGGGCGUUCUUUGGAUGUGACGCCAACGUGGGCCGUCGCUGUUGUCUGCUUUGCGUUGGUUGCUGUAUCAAUCAUCAUUGAAUAUCUAAUUCACCUCCUUGGAACGUGGUUAAAAAAAAACCACAAGCGAGAUCUGUACGAAGCACUCGAAAAGAUCAAAGCAGAACUGAUGCUGCUGGGAUUCAUGUCAUUGCUGCUAAUAGUAGUACAAGGACCCAUUUCAAAGAUAUGUAUACCCAGGAGUGUUGGAGCCUCUUGGCAUCCUUGUAGGGUAGAGGAAGAAGACGAUGAGACAGAAGAUGAAAAUACAUGUGGAGAGGGUAAGGUACAAUUUGUGUCUGAAGAUGCACUCCACCAACUCCAUAGAUUCAUAUUUGUGUUAGCCCUUUCUCACGUGGUCUACUGUAUUACCACCUUGGCUUUGGGUAGACUCAAGAUGAGGAAAUGGAAGGCCUGGGAGGAUGAAACAAAGACAAUUGAGUACCAGUACUACAAUGAUCCUGAGAGGUUCAGGUUUGCUAGGGAGACAUCGUUCGGACGUCGGCAUUUGAGUUUCUGGAGCAAGUCACCAAUUCUCCUUUGGAUUGCACAUUUAGCACCUCAAAGUCAGGUGGUGUUUGAUUUCCAGAAAUACAUCAGUAGAUCACUUGAAGAGGAUUUCGCAGUUGUUGUGGGGAUCAGCCCUAUAUUAUGGCUUUUUUCAAUGGUGUUCAUCGUGUCCAACACGCAUGAAUGGUACUCGCAUUUUUGGCUGCCAUUUAUUCCUUUGAUUGCACUCCUGUUGGUGGGGGCGAAACUGCAGGUGAUAAUAACAAAGAUGGGACUCAGAAUUCAAGCCAGAGGAGAAGUUGUGAAGGGUACACCGGUAGUUGAGCCAGGGGAUGACCUCUUCUGGUUCAACCGUCCUCGUCUCAUUCUCUUCUUGAUUCACUUUGUACUCUUUCAGAAUGCAUUCCAGCUCGCCUUCUUUGUGUGGAGUUGGUAUGAAUUUGGCUUGCGGUCUUGCUUCCACGAGACCAAAGAAGAUAUAGCCAUCAGGCUCUCAAUGGGUUGUCUUGAUUGUUCUUGCUUUGCUUUGCAGAAUGCAUUCCAGCUCGCCUUCUUUGUGUGGAGUUGGUAUGAAUUUGGCUUGCGGUCUUGCUUCCACGAGACCAAAGAAGAUAUAGCCAUCAGGCUCUCAAUGGGGGUCAUCAUACAGUUUGUGUGCAGCUAUGUGACUCUCCCCCUCUAUGCCUUAGUGACACAGAUGGGAUCAACCAUGAAACCCACCAUCUUCAGUGAGCAAGUGGCGACGGGGCUGAAGAACUGGCGCCACAACGCAAAAAUCCACGCAAAAUCUGGCCAGCUCUCGGAGAAUACAACACCAUUGUCGAGUAGAACUGCAUCUCCACUUCAUGGCAUGUCCCCAUUUCCUCUAUUGCAGAACUACCAAAACAAUGCUGUUGACAGCCUUGACAUAUCAGCAAGGACAUCAGGCUUCGAAAAUGAAGGCGGAGGAGCUGAGGAGUCGCCUUCCCCAAGCAACCACGAUAUUGAAAGCUCUACAAGAAAUGCAUAUAAUGAUCAACAAGAGAUAGAAAUACACGAACCAAUCUCAACGCAACAGGCUCAGGCAACAUGGUCCAGUCACACCCGACACGAAACUGAGAUCAGCUUAACAGAUUUUUCAUUCAUCAACAAGGAAUAA